Messenger RNA from Trichosporon asahii var. asahii CBS 2479, 375 nucleotides. RefSeq lists its product as uncharacterized. The transcript is spliced from 2 exons. Bases 1 to 375 code for a protein of 124 amino acids. The record is from RefSeq and is a predicted model, not a curated record. Lineage: Eukaryota; Fungi; Basidiomycota; Tremellomycetes; Trichosporonales; Trichosporonaceae.
AUGCCGCCCCGUGUCCCGAUAUCGCGCCUGCCGAGGCUUACGCUAUUCACUGGAGGUCCCGAAUGUGGUCUCUGUGAGGUUAGUCGAGAGCUGAGGAAUGCCGAUCAUGCUAACUUCCAGGUCGCACUCGACUACUUGGAUCUCGUUUACGAGACACACCCGUUCGACUUGGAGCUGUUCAACAUCCGAGAUCCCCCGAAGGAGGCUGACCCUAUGGAAGCCAACAAGUGGAAGCGCAUGUACCAAUACGACAUUCCCGUGCUUCACCUUGAGGGAAAGGAGGUUCAGAGGAACAAGAUCAAUACGCCUGAGUUGAAGAAGAUACUCGAGGAUUGGCAAGCUCAGAGACGGGAAGAGCAGCAGGCUUCCAAGUGA